Molecule: messenger RNA, 2355 nt
Organism: Knipowitschia caucasica
Lineage: Eukaryota; Metazoa; Chordata; Actinopteri; Gobiiformes; Gobiidae
Source: the annotation of a GenBank genome assembly
AUGUUCCCCUCAGGUGGCCUUUUUUCACAAUUUAAUUGUUAUUUGUUUGAGGACGCACUGUGCGAGCGACCUCACUGUGUGUUCAAACAUGCAAGAGAAAAGCAGGAAAAGGCAAUAUGUGACACGCCAGAGAAGUCCACGAUAGACUUCGCAGCUCCAGAAGUGGCCACAGCUGAACUAGAGUGGAUAAACCAGGAAAUUGAAAAUGUGAAACAUCAAGUUGAGGAAGAACAAAGAAGACUGUCACACUACCAGAUUAACCAGGCAUCUGAAAUGAAAGAGUCCUACCCCUCGAAGUCUAAAGUGAUUAGAAAACAUUUCGUCAAGGACUCUUCACUUAGCGGCUCUUCAGCAGUGGGCUCCAAACCAAAGAACUCUGAGGAUGAGUUGAACUAUUCGGACAUGGAUGUGUCUGAGAGUGAUCCAGAUGAGGAAUGUUACAGGAUUUAUAUGGAGGCAAAUUUUGAUGAAAAGACUCCUGAUGAGAUUGUUCAUAAUGGAGUGGCGGAAAAAGGUGGUGCUUGUUCGCAAGCUGUACAAGGAAAGCGCUUUGCUCAUGAAGCCAAAGUCACAGAACGGCCUGUUGCAAAGCUGCGUCCACAACCCCAGGUUCUUGUGCCUCUCCGUGAACCAACUCCUUCAGUGUCUGCCCAGGCACUGCCCAUGAUGCGCAGAGUGGAGCAGAGGGCUUCCAGGUUGACAGCCUCCAUCAAAACAGUCCAAGCUCUCGUUCCCAAAGGGGAGACUGCAGCUCAAGGGACACAAGCCGGUCCAUGCUCUGCCCCAACAAAGCCAGCGCCGUAUGUGAAUUAUAUUCCAUUGGGAGCAACAGUGAUUGAUGUUGGCAACAAUCUGCACUUGGUCCUGCCUGAAGGGACCUUCCCGGUGUCUGACAGCUCAGGUCAAGUUACCUCAGUGCUAACUCCCAUUACACCAGUGAAGACUCAUCAUGUUAGCUCAGUGCAAACUCCAGUGGUACCAGUGAAAACUCUCCACAUCGCCAGUAAACAGGCUUAUUAUCCAUCUGCUCAAACACAACAGAGACGCAACGCUCAACCUGUGAUCAUCCCUCCACUUGCUCGAAAACCUGUCAUGGCGCUAACAAGUUCCCCCUCAUCCGCUUCUGUGGUUAAGCCAGUUUCUACCAAACGAAAAUUGAAGCAGCAAUGUGAGACUGUCAAAGUGCCUCAUGAUAUUAGGCAAAGUUAUGUGAAUAAAUUUACUGAAGAGUUUCUUAAAACUACAACUAACGUGAAUGAAGCAUUUGAGAAGGCACUUGCUGAAGAAAGGACUGUCUAUAAUCGUAGCAUAAACAAAUUGAAAUACUUGAGUGUUGCUGUGAACGCUCUAAAGAGACUGAGAAACCAAAAUUGUGAAGCAGUUGAAGAAAACGACCAAUGCAGUCAAAAAAUGAAGGGCAACAUACCAUUAAACCACAGUCUACUGAAUGGAAAAGGGGUCUUUAUGCUGUAUGAAUGUUUGAAGGACUAUGUUUUGACCGAGGACAGACUGAUUGAAAGAAACUUUCCGCUCCUGAAUCCAGAAAAACCUGGAAGUGCAAUUUUCUUUGCAGACAACAAAAAAAGUAUCUUGGACCCACUUCGAAAAAUAUGCUGUCGUUGUGGUGCGACGUACGCUGUAAGUCUAACAGGGAAACACGUGCGAAAGGAGGAGUGCACUUAUCACUAUGGAAAAGGAGUGGAAAAUAAAGUGCCUGGUGGAGUGGAGACCCGCUACAGUUGCUGUCAGGGAGUUAUGGGGUCACCUGGUUGCCAAGUGUUCAAGCUGCAUGUGUGCAACUCCAUAAGCAUGGAUGGGUUUGUAUCAACUGCACCAAAAGAGACAGACAAAACCUGCCCUGGUGUUUUUUCCUUGAACUGUGAAAUGUGUUAUACCAUUCAUGGUUUGGAGUUGUCAAGAGUGACUGUGGUCAAUUCUAGUCUUCAGAUUGUGUAUGACACUUUUGUGAGACCACAAAAUGAGGUAAUCGACUAUAACACAAGGUUUUCUGGGAUCAGCCAAGAAGAUAUUGUGCAACAUUGCCACCAACUGAAAGAAGUUCAAGAUACUCUAUUAAGUUUCAUCAGUGCUGACACAGUUCUUAUCGGUCACAGCUUGGAAACAGAUCUAAGUGUUCUUAAGUUGCUGCAUGGGACAGUGGUGGACACAUCUGUGGUUUUUCCCCAUCGUCUUGGUCCUCCUCACAAACUGUCACUGCAGAGCCUUACAGCUGAAUAUCUGAGAAAGAUUAUCCAAGAAAGUGUAUGUGGUCAUGACACUGCAGAAGAUGCUAUGGCUUGCAUGGAACUAAUGAUCUGGAAGGCCAAGGAAGAUGGAAAACUAAAAAAAACAUAA